Messenger RNA from Stegodyphus dumicola, 429 nucleotides. RefSeq names its product syntaxin-1A-like. Gene Ontology annotation, biological process: exocytosis; intracellular protein transport; vesicle fusion. Lineage: Eukaryota; Metazoa; Arthropoda; Arachnida; Araneae; Eresidae. The record is from RefSeq and is a predicted model, not a curated record. Gene Ontology annotation, cellular component: endomembrane system; SNARE complex; plasma membrane. Gene Ontology annotation, molecular function: SNARE binding; SNAP receptor activity.
GCGCUUUUGGUUCCAUUGCUCAUAACGUCUAAUUUACUUCGUUAGUCAUACCAUUCUCAUGACCUCCCUUUCGACGAAUCGUUUUCAGUUACUUGAGCUUUAUUCAAUGAGAUGGACAUCCAAAGCCUCGCGCUGUUUUCAGAAAUUGAACGGAAUAUUGAUGAAAUAGAAGCCUCUGUCGAACAGAUGCGAAAGAAGCACAACAAGAUAUUAUGUUCCCCUUUCCAUGAUGAAGAUGAUUAUCGAGAUCUGGACAAAAUAAUGGCCAAGAUUCAGAAUUAUUCUGCCCGCACAUGGACUUUACUGAAAGGUGCGAAAGAAAGUCGGCAAAAAGAAGACGUGAGGAAAAGCACUAUACGAAUGCAAAAUGUCCAGGUAUUCAAUGUAUUUUUUUAUCUUCCUAUUAAAAAAAGGCUCGACUUCACAUAA